Molecule: messenger RNA, 4995 nt
Organism: Anguilla anguilla (European eel)
Lineage: Eukaryota; Metazoa; Chordata; Actinopteri; Anguilliformes; Anguillidae
Product: LON peptidase N-terminal domain and RING finger protein 2-like
Exons: 12
Coding region: 614-3004 (796 amino acids)
Molecular function (GO): protein binding
Source: RefSeq, a predicted model, not a curated record
ACAUGCUUGUACAAUACAGGAUUUUACACUGGCUUCCUCGUAGUGUGUAGCUGUUAUGGGAAGAUUGGACCAGAUGGAUGACCUGGGCGUUUUCAUUUAGUUUGCUUACUUAGCGCGUCAUAGCCAACUUAAUAUUAGCAUAUAGCAGAUAUGUUAUUUCCACUCUUAAGGUAACACACUCAGAGGAUAGGCAGUCCGUCCGUGAAGUCAUUUAGCUUGGAAUGUAAGUUAAGUUAAGGUCAUAGCUAAUGAAAUUCAUUGUAUUACGUUAGGGAGCUAGCUAUCUUAGGAAGCAGUGUAAUUGAUCAUUGUGGUUCAGCUGAAUUGACUAGUUAAACUAGUUUAUGCUAUAUGCUAGCGAGCGUCUUCGCUCGUUUUGAUGAGUCUAUAUCAUCGUGAUUCAUUACCGGCAGAAACUCGAUUUGCACAGAUGAUAUGCAGGUAAAAUGUAUUCGUUAAAUCAAGCUACUUGACGGCGGGAGGAAUAGGUUCUGAUAACUUUUCUACAGAUCGCUAAGUAAUAACAUAUUUAUGAAAAUGACAAUGGUCGUGGUAAAAAGGCUUUUUUCGACAGUCAAAUUCUUUCAUUUGUAACGUCACCUAUCUAAAGAAGAUGACGGAGACAGGAAUUCAAAACCAUACAGAAGUAUUCAUACACGAAACCUCCAAACGUGAAGCGAUGGGUUUGUGUCCAGAAAUGCUGGAGGUGGCAGAGGAGGCUUGCAGGGCAGGAGAUUUCGACCUCGCUGCAGAGAUCUACGCCUCUCAGCUUGCAGAUGUCCCUCAGCCGGAUCGGGGACUCUGUCUGCGUAAAGCGGACGCGCUUGCUAGAUGUGGGCGCUUUGCCGAGGCACUGGACUCCUACUAUGUCGCUGCUAAACUGAAGAGGCUGUGGCCGGAUGAGCUGGGAUUUCUAGUCGAAAGUAUCGCGCGCAGUCUACGUGAACAAGAACUGGUCGUCGGGAGAGAGUUCAUUUACAAAAAAAGCGUAAAGUCAAAAAGUUGCGAGGAAACAGGGAUCAAAACAAAUUGCAAAGCAAGCGGUGGUGGAAGCACUGAAGAUGUUGGAUAUGCGCUUGAGGACGAUCAGUCCCUUGACCUGUUUUCUUGUCGGCUUUGCAAGUGGUUGUUGUCUGAACCUGCUACGUUACACUGCGGACAUACAUUCUGCAAACGGUGCCUGGAGAAUGACGGCGUUAACGAAUGUCCAGUUUGCAAAUUUAAACUGCGAAAAAAUAAUGGACUGUUGCAUUCUACAGGGUUUAGAGUAAAUGUGGUCCUCUGCAGUUUGUUAGACAAAUGGUUCAAUUCCGAAAGUAAGGCAAGGCGAUGCUGGCAAGAGGGAGAAGACUUGUGGAAGAAGGGGGACCUCUCCGACGCCUUGGAGAAGUAUAAUAAAGCAGUGGAACUAGUCCCCUCUGACUGCAGGCUGAUUGGUCGGCGUGCUGAACUCCACGUUGCCAUGAAGAACUUCACUCAGGCCAUUCAGGAUGGGGACAGCGUGUGCCAACUCCAACCCCUGUGGCCCAAGGGCCGCUGUGUGAAGGCUGCUGCCCUGAGAGCCGCCGGGCUGAAGGUAGAAGCCCUGCAGGAAUACCUCCUCUGUGUGGCGCUGUGGCCGGAGUGGACUUCAGUCAAGCAGGAGGCCCAGAAGAUACUGAGCGAGAUGUUCUCCUCGGCGUUUGAGAGCGAUGGUCUGAUCGCUCCUCUGCGACCUCGCCAGGCUUCUCCCUUCUCCCUCCCGCUCAAGCCCUCCUCUCUCCUGGGCCACCUCCACCCCUAUAAACAGACUCUCAGCAUGGGGGCUCGUUCCUCCAAGGAGCCUGGCCUCUGCCCGUGUGACUGCCUCGGUGGCUCUGGUGGGCUGGAUAUCCUAAAGUUGCAGUCCGCUCUGAGCAUACUGCAGUCCUCCUUCAAGGACACCCAGACCCUGACGUCCAUCCUGUCCGGGCUCCCCGCCCCUACGAGUCUCAAGAGGAAAUGUCCUGGCGACUCCCCCGGCUUCGCCCCCCCCACAAAAGUCCUUAAAACAGGUGUUCCCUGCUUGCCUGAGAGGCCGGCUGCGUGCUCUGGGCUCAGGGAGGUCCCCCCCCAGCUGCUAGACAGUGCUGAUAUGGAGUGCUCCCUCUGUAUGAGGCUGUUCUACGAACCUGUGCUCACGCCCUGUGGACACACCUUCUGCUUGAGUUGCUUGGAGCGCUGCCUGGACCACAGCCCCGCCUGUCCGCUGUGCAAGGAGAGCCUGUCAGAGUACCUGGCCACUAGGGGGUAUAAGAAGACAGUGCUAAUGGAAGAGAUUCUGCAGCGCUAUCUGUCUGAUGAACUCAGCGAGAGGAAGAAGGUCCAUGAGGAGGAGCUGAAAGAGCUGGCAAACCUGAACCAGGAGGUUCCCAUCUUUGUUUGCACGACGGCAUUUCCCACAAUCCCUUGCCCGCUGCACGUCUUUGAGCCACGCUACCGCCUCAUGAUCCGCAGGUCCAUGGAGACGGGAACCAGGCAGUUUGGGAUGUGCAUUGCUGAUGAGCUGAAGGGGUUUGCAGACUACGGCUGUAUGCUGCAGGUCCGAGAAGUGAAGCUCUUCCCUGACGGGCGCUCGGUGGUGGACACCAUCGGAGUGUCGCGUUUCAGAGUGCUGAGCCACGGCCAGAGGGACGGGUACCACACGGCCAAGAUCGAGUACCUGGAGGACAGCAAGGUGCAAGGGGAGGAGCUUGCGGAGCUGGUGAAGCUGCAUGACUCUGUGUACGAGCAGGCAGCAGCCUGGUUCUCCUCGCUCAAAGACAACCUGAAGAACCAGAUCCUCAGCCACUUUGGGAACCUGCCGGCGAAAGACCUCGAUCCACAGGGCAGUCCCAGUGGACCGGCCUGGAGCUGGUGGCUCCUGGCUGUCCUCCCCCUGGAGAACCGGGCCCAGCUCACCAUCCUGUCCCUGACCUCCCUGAAGGACCGCCUCCUCGCCAUCCGCCGGGUCCUCCUCUUUGUCUCUCGCAAGCGAGCGUGGUGAUCACGCGGCCAUUGCUGGCGAGAGAGAGAGAGAGAGAGCGGCGUACGCUCUCAACCAGAGCUCUGGGGGCUAACCGAACGGGCUCCCCGCUUGCAGAAGCUGAAGUCGCGGGCGCCGUCGGUGCGUUUGCUCACGCGUAGCAGCGCUGGCUGCUGGGCCAGUGAGGACCCUCUGCAGGAGCCCCAGCUGCUGAGAGGCUGUUGGGUUCAGCGCAGCUUCACGCUACAGUCCAGGAAGCAGGGGGAGCUCCCUCAGCAUGCAGACACACUGUGCCUUUUCUCCAGGGGACAUUUCAAAACCGACGGGGAGGUCUGGGCCCGGCUCGGCUUACAUUAAACCCUCUCAUGUCUGACAGUGCUUCAUGUUCACAGUGACCGCUUAGAAUGUGCACUUCUUAAAACACUUCUAUGGAGUUCAACACUAAACAAGAGGAAAGAAACCUGUUGGGUCCACCUAUACUGCGUUACACACUGAGAGUGACAGAGAAUGACAGUGUGUGAGGUCUGUCCCUCAGUGCGUUACAUGCUGAGAAUGACACUGUGUGAGGUCUGUCCCUCAGUGCAUUACACGCUGAGAAUUAGGAGAGUGAAAAGCAAGUCUCCUUAAAGGGGUGGUUCACUUUCUGGACAGAAAUCAUUGGUCAACUGGUGUUCCCUGGCCCCUGAUUGGCCCACUUUGCUCUAUGGUUCAUACCGUGGGGGCACGUGUUUGAAUUUUCAAGAGUUACCUUUAAAUGAAAUGUAGAAUAAAAUAUAGCAACACAUUGUCAUUUACCCACUGCAGCUAUUUGCACAAAGUUACCUCAAUUGCAAUAAGAUGACUGAAUUUAAUGGCUGUUUAUGGAGGAAAUCCUAAUCACACAACUGUUGGAGUAGCUACACAUCCUUGGAGUCCAUUUUGAAGACAGCAUAAUUUGAAACCAAAUGGAAGGAUUUCCUGGUGCAAAGCGUUUUGAUUAGCUUCAGUCCGUGUGUUAUUGACAGUUCCUGUUGUAUCUCCCACCCUAUGAGUGGUUUGCAGAGAUGUUUGUCAGAUUUGAGGUUUAGCUCCUCCAAACUCAUUUCCUGUCCGUUAGAAGGGGCUGGACAGCUUGUGAUUUUCUGGGAUUACACUUGCGUGUCAGAUGGAGAAUAUGCUGGAAUAUACUUCAUGUGCGCUUAGUUUAAGAACUUUUAGUUUAAGUUGUUCAGUGGCCUUGUGAGUGUGUCCGUCCAGAUACCAAAAGGCCCGCAGCCCCACACCUGCAUACGCUGCCCCUCAAACUGCGGCUGAGUUUGUCUGGAGGAACGUGGCUAAACCGUGUCUUAGAGACACCAUGGCGUGUUUGUGCUUAGUCACAUGGUCUUCCCGACAAAAUUCUCUUUAUGUGCUUAACUGGGGGAGUAAGAUCCCUGUCCUGCUGCCCAUACAGACGCUCAGCACCAAAGGGUCAUCUGAAACUUAUUUAAAUGAUGGUCCAAGUCAUGGAUAUAAUGUGACGUAUGAAGCAUUAAUGUUGAAGUCAAACCAAAGUCCCAAAUCAUUUAUCCUCACUGAAAGGUCAUGCUUACACAUAGCACUGAAAAGAAAUUAAUUGAAGUGAAUAGCAAAUUGAAAAUUGGCUGUUAUUAUUUCUUUUAUUUUCUGUUGGCUGGGGCGUGUAUCACUUAGACUGAAAAAUAGUUUUAAAAAUUUUCUACAAAUCUUAAAGCAUUUUGUUUAUACAAAAAUGUUUAAUGUAUGUGGCAUAUUUCAUCAGAGUAGUUAUUGACUGUAGUGCAUUUGCUUGGUUUAUCUUGCUUAAGUGAAGGGAUAAAGAUGUUUUGUGUGUGCUUGUAGAUCAUUGUACAAACUGAGGCCUUUACAUGUGAUUUCCCCGCUGUGUUACCUGUUAAACUCUUUUUUUUAUCAUUUUCUAUGUUGGGUCAUCACACAAAAUUGAUGAGUCAUAUUUAUGUGCAUAUGUACAUAUGAUGUAUUUUCUAUUUGAAAUAAAAUGUGAAAAUAAGAUC